AUGUCUGCAUCCGAAGCGGAGAAGAAGGUCGAGGAGGAAGAGGUCAAAGGGGGAGAACUCUUGUUCUGCGGUGCCACGUGUUGGGAUAUCAUUGGUCGUCGCAAGGGCGUCGUCGACGGUAACCUCGUCUCUCCCACGCGCCUCCGUCCUUUCCUCGGCGUUGACAUUCGCUACGUUGCCGCCGGCUGCGUGUCUUGUCAUUGCGUGGCAUUGGACGUUGAAGGGCGUUGUUAUACAUGGGGACGUAAUGAGAAGGGGCAACUGGGUCAUGGAGAUUCCAUUCAGCGUGAUAGACCAACUGUUGUGUCUGAACUUUCCAAAUACAAAGUUGUCAAAGCUGGAGCAGGGAGAAGCCAUACAGUCGUUGUUACCGAGGAUGGAAAUUCCCUAGCCUUUGGAUGGAACAAACAUGGACAACUAGGUUCGGGUUCUGUGAGAAAUGAAAUUGAGUCAUCUCCUGUUCGCUGUCUUGUCUCUGAAGUAAAACAUACUGCUUGUGGUGGUGACUUCACUGUGUGGUUAUCUUCAAUUGAAGGGGCUUCCAUACUGACUGCAGGGCUUCCGCAAUAUGGGCAGCUUGGACAUGGAACAGAUAACGAGUAUAAUUCCAAAGACAGCUCUGUGAGGUUGGUUUAUGAACCCCAGCCACGUCCUCGAGCAAUUGCUGCUCUUGCUGGGGAAACUAUUGUGAAAGUGGCAUGCGGAACAAAUCACACAGUGGCGGUGGAUAAGAAUGGCUUCGUCUACACGUGGGGUUUUGGUGGCUAUGGAAGGCUAGGACAUAGGGAGCAGAAGGAUGAGUGGGUCCCACGCCGUGUUGAUGUUUUUCAGAAUAGAAAUCUCUUGCCGCCUGAUGCAGUUAUUUCAGCUGGUUCUGUGAAUUCUUCUUGUACUGCAGGUGGAGGGCAGUUGUAUAUGUGGGGCAAAAUUAAGAACGCUGGUGAUGACUGGAUGUAUCCUAAGCCUCUUAUGGAUUUAAGUGGUUGGAAUUUAAGAUGCAUGGAUUCAGGCAAUAUGCACCAUUUUGUUGGGGCUGAUUCCUCUUGCAUAAGUUGGGGGCACGCUCAGAAUGGAGAGCUGGGAUAUGGACCUACUGGACAGAAGUCUUCAGCUGUACCCAAGAAGGUGGAAAUACUCGAGGGUAUGCAUGUAAUAAGUGUUGCGUGUGGCAUGGGUCAUUCGAUGGUUAUUGUUGAUAGAACAAAUGUUGCUGAUAGGCUUGACCAGCUUGAUGUAUAUGAUGGCAAAGCUGUUGAUGAAGGUAAUGAGGCCAUGAACACAACUCCAGUGCCUAAGCAAAAGGAAAAAGGAGCUGCGAAGAAGGGUGCAAAAGGAGCUGACAACUCAAAGAAGAGAAAAAAAUCAAAAGAUUCAUCUGAGUCAGAGGAGGAAGAGGAUGCUGAAGAAAGUGAUGAUAGUGAGGAUCAAAUUAAUGGCAAGGCUGAGGUGAAAAGGUCGCGUAGUUCUGGUAAAGGCCGAGGUAAGGCAUCCAAAAAGUCAGGUGCUAAGGAAACAAGCUCUGGCCGGGCACGGGGUGGUGCUGCAGCAAAUAAAAACAGUUCUAAACCCCCUCAGGUGAAAUCUGGCAAGAGAGGAAGACCCCGUAAGUCAUAACGUAGUUAAUUGUUGGAAAUUUUGCUCUCUAAAUACCUAAAGAAUUCUAGCAUUGGCCGGUGAUUAUACCUAAUGUUUUGGUGAUAUUAAAAUUUAAUCCCGCUAACUAUUUAAUGCAAAUUUUUGAGAAACAUUGAAUUUGCAGACUGAUUUGGAAUGCAGAGGCAAGAAUUGCCCGUUUGUUAUAAUUUUUUUGUAAGGGGAUGUUUAUUGCUUUUGUUUCCAUAUACCUUUUUAUGUGUCCCUUCUAUCUUCUA
Cajanus cajan (pigeon pea) is the source of this 1871-nucleotide messenger RNA. Its product is annotated as Regulator of chromosome condensation (RCC1) family protein. Gene Ontology annotation, biological process: negative regulation of GTPase activity. The record is from RefSeq and is a predicted model, not a curated record. NCBI's taxonomy places the organism in Eukaryota, Viridiplantae, Streptophyta, Magnoliopsida, Fabales, Fabaceae. Gene Ontology annotation, molecular function: small GTPase binding. Gene Ontology annotation, cellular component: membrane.